AUGUCAUAUUAUUUGAGAUUUAAGUUAAAAUUAAAAUAUCUUCAUAAUAAUGAUACAUUAACUUUGAGCACCAGAGAAUUAGAAUAUGCUCGCAAUGCAAUAAUCAAAUUAGCACAAAGAGAAGAGUUUAAUAAAAUUAUUCAUGAAUUAGCAAAUAGGGGUAUCACAUGGAAAUUUAUACCUUCCCAUGCUCCACACUUUGGAGGCCUCUGGGAAAGUAAUAUCAAAUCUAUGAAACAUUACUUACAUAGAGUUAUAGGAUCCACAUGUUUGACUUAUGAAGAAUAUUUGACUUUAUUAAUACAGGUGGAAGCCAUAUUAAAUUCCAGACCAUUAAUCUCUUUAAGCGAUGACAGUACCGAUACUAUAUAUUUAAGUCCCAGUCAUUUUUUAAUUGGAGACCUUAUGACUGCCAUCCCUGAACCAAUAAAUGACAAAGUUAUUACCAAUAGAUUAAGCAUACACAAGCAAAUUACAGCAAUGCGAGAUCGGUUUUGGCUUUUGUGGCCAAAGGCCUAUCUCUCAGAACUACAAAAGCGUACAAAAUGGAGUUCAGGCACCAGCAAUCUAGAAGUGGACACAGUAGUACUAAUUCAGGAAAACCAUGUACCACCAAUGAACUGGCCAUUAGGACGAGUAACCCAUGUACAUCCAGGCAAAGAUGGUAAAGUUCGAGUUGCAACUGUGAGGACUAUGAAGGGCUCUUAUAUGCGACCAAUUGUUAAACUAACGCCAUUGGUUAUGAAGGAAGCUUGA
Messenger RNA from Ctenocephalides felis (cat flea), 756 nucleotides. RefSeq lists its product as uncharacterized. The transcript has a single exon. NCBI's taxonomy places the organism in Eukaryota, Metazoa, Arthropoda, Insecta, Siphonaptera, Pulicidae. The record is from RefSeq and is a predicted model, not a curated record. Gene Ontology annotation, molecular function: nucleic acid binding. Bases 1 to 756 code for a protein of 251 amino acids.